Penicillium arizonense is the source of this 1254-nucleotide messenger RNA. RefSeq names its product putative alpha-1,6-mannosyltransferase subunit. NCBI's taxonomy places the organism in Eukaryota, Fungi, Ascomycota, Eurotiomycetes, Eurotiales, Aspergillaceae. The transcript has 2 exons. Gene Ontology annotation, cellular component: Golgi membrane. Gene Ontology annotation, molecular function: glycosyltransferase activity. The coding region runs from base 1 to 1254 and encodes 417 amino acids. The record is from RefSeq and is a predicted model, not a curated record. Gene Ontology annotation, biological process: protein N-linked glycosylation.
AUGUCCCUGUCGCGAUCACCCUCUCCCCACGCGGGCGGAGGGUGGUCCAGCCCGGGCCUCGUUCCGAGUAGCGGCACUUCUCCGCCUCGACCAGGCACAUUGUCACCCGGCAGUGGCAUCUCAUGGGCAGCGGCCAGGGCCAAGAGCGACGAGGUGCGCGGGUACCCUUCUUUCUCGACGCGAAAUAGUGGCUUCUUCUCUCGUCAGAAGCAUAAGCUCACUACUCGCUUGCCCAUUCUCAGGCGACUUUCUUCCCGCGAAUAUGUCGAUAAGGAUUCAUAUGGGAAAGAGUGGAAGCCUAGAAAUGGAGCAAUCGUCCAAACAUACCGUCGAUCGCCGAUGGGCGGUGGCAAGAAGUUCGUCUUGAUCCUAGGAUCCAACGUCGAAGGAGGCGUUAUGGAGUUGAAAGGCGCACGCGAAUGGGCAAUCGAGCGCAACAGCAUAUGGAACAAGCAGAAGUACGCAAAGAAGUGGGGCUACGAACUGGAGCUAGCCAACCUGCUAGCCAAGAAACGUUAUUCGCAUGAAUGGCGCGAAAGCUGGGAGAAAGGCGAUGUGAUCCGCGAAGCGAUGCGCAAGUAUCCCGACGCAGAAUGGUUCUGGUGGCUUGACCUGAACACCUGGAUCAUGGAAUAUGAAACAUCACUACAGAGUCAUAUCUUCAAUCACCUUGACACCAGUGUCUACCGCGACAUCAGCGCUUACAAUCCUCUCAACAUUACACACCCACUCCCGGAGUUCUGGCUCGACGAGCUCAGUCGAUCCCCCGAAGGCGACGAGAAUCCCAAUUCACUGCAAAUGCUCCUCUCGCAAGAUUGCGCUGGUUUCAAUCUGGGAUCUUUCUUUGUGCGUCGUUCUGUCUGGACCGAUCGCCUUCUCGAUGCCUGGUGGGAUCCAGUCAUGUAUGAGCAGAUGCAUAUGGACUGGGAACACAAGGAACAGGAUGCCCUUGAAUACAUCUACCAGAGUCAACCAUGGGUCCGCAGUAGCGUGGGCUUCUUACCCCAACGCAGUAUCAACGCCUUCCCUCCUGGUGCUUGCGGCAAUACAGAGAAUCCAGCUGUGCAUUAUCAGCAGAAUGCUCGUGAUUUCGUUGUUAACAUGGCCGGUUGUAUGUUCGGUCGUGACUGCUGGGGUGAAGUUUACUAUUACCGUGAGCUCAGCAAAUGGCUGAACCGAACAUCUUGGAUGCGUUUCAAGGAUAGUCUCGGUGAUGCGUAUGCCAGAUUCUGGGGAAAGAAAAAGAAAGAUUGA